AUGUCGAACAUAUCAGAGGAACAAGCUAAUUCCUUGGUACAACUGAAAGAAUGGUUAAAGGGACAGCCACACCUGCCACAGAAUUUAGACGAGCAUCUCCUACUACGUUUCGCUCACAGCUGUUACUACGACAUGGACAAAGCCAAGACAACAGUGGAAACAUUUUUCACAAUGAGAAAUACGUGUUCAGAUCUAUUAACAAACAGAGAUCCAAACUCGCAUCACAUGCAGAAGAUAUUGAAAGUUAUUAAUCUAGGACAAUACGUAUUAUCAGAUAACAGAUGUCUAUGGCUGUGGCAGAUCAAUGACCCCGGUCUCGAAUCCUACGACUAUACAUUAGAUGCCAAGUUAUUCUUCCUAUCAACCGACGCGUUCUUCUUGAGCGACAGACAUUUGUAUGAAUCGGACGUCGUAUUGAUGGAUGUCAAGGAUAUAUCGUUGAAGUUCGUAACGAAAAUGAAUUUAUCAGUAGCUAGAAAACUGGCGAAAUAUCAGGAGGACGCGAUCCCAAUAAGACUGAAACAGGUGCAUGUGAUAAACGCUCCAUCGGUUAUAGAUAAGAUAUAUGGAGUCCUAAAGCCUUUUAUGAAAAAAGAAAACACGGAAAUGAUACAUUUCCACUCGCCCAAAUCUGAAACAUUAUACAAAUAUAUAAAGAAAGAAGACUUGCCAGAAGAUUAUGGUGGUUCGAAGCCUUCAAUGGCGGAGUUAACGGAGAAUAGUCUGGAAUUAAUUAUGAAUAACAGGGAACAAUUAUUGGAUGAAAAUCUAUGGAGACUGAAAAAGAAUGAGCCGUCCACAGAAGUAGGCUCUUUUAGGAAACUAGCUAUAGAUUAA
This is a messenger RNA of Danaus chrysippus (African queen), 837 nucleotides long. The record is from the annotation of a GenBank genome assembly. Lineage: Eukaryota; Metazoa; Arthropoda; Insecta; Lepidoptera; Nymphalidae.